GGAACUAUUGAACUCAUUUGUCACGUAAAAGGAAAAAAGAGUCUGCACUAGCUAUAUACAGGUGAGGGAAAGUUGUUUGCUUCCGAUCUUUGUGAAGAACUCUCUGGAAAUGCAUGUAAGAGUUCCAGACCUUCUCUGAGAACGCAACUCUUGCUGCUUCAGCCUGAGAGCGUGGAGGAGAAGAGCAAGCGGACGAAGUCAGUUGAAGGGCGGUGAUGGAGCUAGCGUUUGAGUGAAAAAGAAGACGAAGAAAUGGAGCAAAGAAGGAAUCUUCAUCUGAUGGUGAGCCUGUUCCUCUACCAACUUGGCUCGCUCAUGGUGCUGCCCUCCAUCACGGACAUUCUCAUGGGGGCUCUCUGCCCCGGCCAACACGAAUGCGGCCUCGUUAUUUAUCUCGCCGGCUUCCAGCAGGCGAUAGCAGGGAUGGGCAACCUGAUUGUUACUCCCCUGGUCGGAUGCUUAGCAGAUGCCUUUGACAUCAAACCUUUGCUCACAAUUCCCAUGUCCAUCGGCAUCUUUCCAUCUGCAAUACUGGCGUGCAGCCAAAGCAAGCAAUUUGUUAUUGCUUACUACUUAGCAAAGACUCUCACUUCAAUUAUCUGUGAUGGCAGCAUUAUUUGCCUCUCUCUAGUAUAUGUGGCGGAUAAUACAAGUGAAGGAGGCAGGGCAACAGCGUUCGGGCUGCUUUCUGGCACCUCCUCCUGCGCAUUCGUCUGUGCAACUCUCGCUUCUCGAUUCCUCUCCAGGGCUUCUGCUUUUCAGUUAUCAACUCUUCUUGGGGCGAUUGCUCUCCUCUACAUGAGAUUCCUGCUGCCGGAAGUACCGGUCGUCCCUGUUCCAACGGCAUCAAUUAUUGCUGAGACUGGUGCCACUGCUUCGCCGGAAAUGGUGGGCGAGCGGAAGACGAGGAGGUUCCGGCGGUUCAUGGGCACCAAGAAAGAAACUCUUCUCAGAUCGCGCAGCCAUGAUCAUGCAUCCCACCUUCCUUUCAGAAGCUUCACGCAACUGCAUGACUUAAUUUCUAUGUGGACAAGCAGCUCAUCUUUUUCACAGGCUUCAGGUAUUGCCUUCUUAGUGAGUCUUGGAGAUAGUGGCCUCCAUUCCACCUUGCUGUAUUAUCUAAGAGCCCAGUAUCAGUUUGGCAAAGAUCAGUUUGCAGAGCUGAUGCUUAUAAAUGGCAUAGCUGGUGCUGUUUCCCAGCUUUUUAUCAUGCCCAUACUAGCUGCUUAUGUGGGAGAAGAGAGGCUGCUUUCUGUUGGACUAUUCGCAAACUGUGUUCAUGCCUUUCUCUAUGCUCUGGCAUGGACCAAUUGGGUGCCAUACGUCGCUGCAUUUUUUGGGCUGAUGAUUGUCAUGGUCCAUCCAUGUAUAAGAAGCAUUGUGUCAAAACAAGUUGGUCCUGAUGAACAGGGGAAGGCUCAAGGAUGCAUUUCAGGAAUUUGCUCCUUGGCAAAUACCGUGUCCCCCUUGGUCGUGACUCCUCUAACUGCUCUGUUCCUUUCAGCAGAAGCACCAUUUCAUUUCCCUGGUUUCAGUAUUAUGUGCACUGGGCUUGUCAUGAUGGCUGCAUUUGUCCAAAGUUGCACUAUGAGAGCCGUUCCUCCUAUUUCAGCGCUCAGCAGCUUGGUGGUGCGCGCUUAAGGUCAUCAAAAAUGAUAUUGUGAAGCUUACACAGGAAAAGAAGACACCAGCCAAAAGAUUAAUUUCAUGGCACAACUCCAAGUAGUAUACAUUUUGGAACGACAAAUUGCAUAUUUUCACAACAUGCAGAAAGACCUCAUGCAGUAAAGUCGCCUCAUUGUACAUAAAUAUCGAACUUUCACAAUAUACAGAAGACCUCGUGCAGUAAAUUCUUCUCAUUGAAUAUAAUAUCAUACGUGAGAGGGAGAGAGAAUGAUUUUACAUUAUCAGUGGAGAUAACACAGUCAACAUGUACAGAUAUCUCGUUACUGUCGGUGAGUUAAUGUAAGAAAAUACAAUCUGUAA
This is a messenger RNA of Nymphaea colorata (pocket water lily), 1986 nucleotides long. RefSeq lists its product as uncharacterized. Gene Ontology annotation, biological process: transmembrane transport. Lineage: Eukaryota; Viridiplantae; Streptophyta; Magnoliopsida; Nymphaeales; Nymphaeaceae. The transcript is spliced from 14 exons. Bases 253 to 1641 code for a protein of 462 amino acids. The record is from RefSeq and is a predicted model, not a curated record. Gene Ontology annotation, molecular function: transmembrane transporter activity.